This is a messenger RNA of Zerene cesonia (dogface butterfly), 1284 nucleotides long. It is a transcript of the gene Hp1b-l, whose product is annotated as chromobox protein homolog 1-like. Gene Ontology annotation, biological process: negative regulation of transcription by RNA polymerase II; chromatin organization. Gene Ontology annotation, cellular component: pericentric heterochromatin; nucleus. The transcript is spliced from 6 exons. The record is from RefSeq and is a predicted model, not a curated record. The coding region runs from base 113 to 655 and encodes 180 amino acids. Gene Ontology annotation, molecular function: chromatin binding. NCBI's taxonomy places the organism in Eukaryota, Metazoa, Arthropoda, Insecta, Lepidoptera, Pieridae.
UAUCUGUUGUCCAUCCGUCAACCGCUUCUCGGUGAAGUGAAGCGUCAGCCGUCAAGGUUUGAAACCGGCUAUUUGUAAAAAUUCUCUCCCUAAAGAUUAUUUUCAUAUUGAGAUGGCAGAUAAAAAAAAGGAUGGAACUGAGCCUGAAGGGGAAGAAGAAUUUUCUGUAGAAAAAGUAUUAGAUAGACGUGUUAAAAAUGGCAAGGUGGAAUAUUUUCUGAAAUGGAAAGGAUAUAGUGAUGAAGAUAAUACUUGGGAACCAGAAGAGAAUCUUGAUUGCCCAGACCUUAUACAAGCUUUUGAAGAGGCAAGAAAAAAAAAGGAAGCUGAGGGCAAGAGUGCACUAAAGAUUGACAAAGACACAAAGAAAAGAAAAUCUGCAGCAACACCAGACUUGAAAGGUGCUAAAAAAAGUAAAAGUGAUGAUAAAAAGGCUUCCGGUUUUGAUAGAGGCUUGGAACCUGAAAAAAUUAUUGGUGCUACUGACAGCAGUGGCGAGCUCAUGUUCCUCAUGAAAUGGCAAGGUACAGAUGAAGCAGAUUUAGUUCCCGCAAAACAAGCAAAUGUUCGGUGCCCACAAGUGGUCAUACAGUUCUAUGAAGAGAGGUUGACUUGGCACACACCCGCACCAGAUGAAUGCAAUAAUGAUGAAUAAAUUUCAUUCCUCUCCAAUUUAUGAUGUAAGUGAUUUUCUUUAAGAGACUUGUUUUUAAAGUUAAUUUGGUACUAAAUGUUAAGGUAAAUUGACAUCCCAGUAAUUUGGUACAUUAAAUAGUAUGUAAUUGUCCGUUAUUGUGUAUUAGAAAAGAAUAGAAAUACAACUGUGUUUAAGCAUAAAGAGUAGUAAAACUUAACUUUAAGGAAAAAUUGUGUUAUAAAUAAAAUGAGAAGGAUUAGAACCCAAAUGUUCAAGGAGUACCAGUUUUAAUUUUCUCUUAAGUGUUAUAUUAAUGUGAUUUGAUCUAUAUAGUAAUAACUGUAAUGCAUAAAUAAAAGCAGUUCAAAAUGUAUAAAUUGGUUGUUCUUAAAAAUAAUAUUAAUUUAAAAGGUACUUUGAGACAUUUGGAUUGGAAUCCAAAAAUAUUACCUUCUUACAUUCAAUUGUUUAAGAAGUAAUGAAUUUUAAAAUUGACAAAUGGUCGGUUUUUGUUUAAGUGAGCAUAAAUUAAGUUUACUUAAGUUUUGUGUAAUUUGAUAUAUAUGGACUAUAUAUAAAUAAAUAGCUAUAUGUUCUUAUAAAUAGGACUAGGAUUAACACUAAGUUAAAUAAAGCAUCUUGGUUAA